CAGUCUACCCGGUCAAGUAAUUUACACCAUCAUUUUUGGCGCCACCUGUGGGACCGUUAAGGUUUCUUUUCAUCCAAACGCAAACCUACCACAAAAACACCACUCAAAAUGUCUUCAAGCCAGCAAAUGAACGCUACUUCAGCUCAGAUGCAAGCCACCACUGAGGCGGUCAGCAUCCCUAUGGUUGCUAGCCAACCGGCUUUUUCUGCUCCUACGCUGCCGUUGGGUCUGAGUUCAAUCCCAACACCAAGCGUGGUCACCCCGUUCACCGUCCCUGUCCCUUCUGCUGGACCAAGGGUCACAUUCCCACCAAGCAUGACUCAGUUCAUGAAUGACCCGGCCAACCUACAAGCCAUUCAAGGCUUUGGUCAGGUCAUGGUCAUGUGCCAACAGAAUGGGGGGAUGCCAUUCCUCCCAGGUAUGUUUCCAUUUGCCCUUCCAGGCGCUGGAACUAUGCUCCUGCAAACUCCGAUGGCAGUGUCUCCUUUCCAGACGCCAGUGCCACAGCCAUCACCUUUCCAGCCCCAGCUGGUCAGUGCUGUGGCCCCCAACAAUUUGGCCGGUGCGCUUAACGCCGCUGGACAGUCACGCCCUCCACAGGGUACGAAUCCGCAAGUCACCCCUGAUGGUCAUUGCGUCUCAGUUGAGAGCGGUGACGGCGAGUGGGACAUUCCGAGGGCCCACAAGAAGAAGAAGGAAAAAAACAUCCGGCCAGCAACUUCCCAAAACUCCGCCUUCGAAAGGCUGGGCGACAGGGAAGAGGGCCAGAGAAAGUCAGCCAAACUGAGGCUAGGGCAGAGCAUUGCCCAUGUCAGCGCGUUCGCCCGGUUAGGCGAGGGGAGGGAGGCCGAGCCCGCCUGUACCCAGCGCUCCUGGUCAAACCAGCAGGAGCCCGCAAGGACGAGGGUCUCCCGUCAAGAGGAGGAAGCUGAGAGCCAGCCUAGGGGACCGGUGGCUAACCGGCUGGCUGUCCCAAAUGAUCGCGUCCAGCAGAUUGAGGCAAAAUUGGAGAGGCUGGAGAAGAAGGUUGGAGAUUCAGCCGCGCAGCGGAAGAACUGGGUCCGCAGCAUUUACGUUGGUGAGGUAAGUGAUGAACCGGCCAGGCGUAAGCUUAUCAGGAGGGAGCGGAUCGUCUUUACUGACCGGGAUCUCCCACCUACCGGCGAAGAUCACAAUGAUCCAUUGGUCAUUACCAUGGAUAUUAAUGAGGUGGAUGUUGCCCGGACGCAACUUGAACCUCUCAAAAUCCCUCUCUCAGGAUUCACGAGAGAUACAGUGGAGGCUGAAGGGUCCAUAGUUCUACCGGCUGAACUAGAAUCAGGUGAUAAGACCGUGUGGAAGAAGAUGCGGUUCAUCGUUGUGGACAUCAAAUGCGUCCACAACGCCAUCCUUGGAAGGCCGGGCAUCAAUAGAGUCGGGGCGGUGAUUUCCAUGUCUCACCUGUGCAUGAAGUUCCAUACUCCAGGUGGUGUGGGUGAGGUGAAAGGCGACCAGAGGAAUGCCCGGGAGUGCUAUGCCCGGGCAGUCAAGAAGAUGACCAAGGGGGUCAACGUCAUCUCCCAGGAAAUCACCAAGGGAGAAACUCGGGAGAAGCUGGAUCCCGAGGCCGAGACGGUGGAGAUCGAACUCCACCCGGGUGAUGCUUCAAGGAUGGUCAGAAUUGGAGCGAAUCUCCCAGAAGAUCUCAAAAUGGAGAUUGCACGGGUCCUCCAAGAAUACGCGGGCAUAUUCGCAUGGAGCGUGGCGGAUAUGCCUGGAAUAGAUCGCUCUGUUAUCUGCCACCGGUUGGCCGUGAGAAAGGGAAGUCGACCGGUACGCCAGAAGAAGCGGUACCUGGCCAGUGACCGGCGAGACUUCGUCAGGAAGGAGGUCAGUAUUAAAUCUGACUCGAGUCUGAUUGUUGGGCAAGUGACCGGUACCAUGGAAGCCAGAGAAGGACGAAUGGCGCAAUACAAGGACCUAGUGCUUGCUUUGUUGAAAGGCUUCGAGGAAUUCAAAAUCGCCCAAAUUCCCCGGGCGGAGAACGCGGAUGCAAACCUUCUCUCCAAGUUGACGCAGUAUGCUCCCGAGCAUGUUUCAAAACUUGCCCGGGUGGAAAUCUUGGAUCGAGCCAGCAUCGAGAAAAUUGGAUGUAUGAUCUGAUGGAAUAUUUGAUGGAUGGGGCGGACGACCAUUGGAUGUAUGAUCUGAUGGAAUAUUUGAUGGAUGGGAGCUUGCCAGAGCAAAAAGACCAGGAAAGAAAGGUGAAGCUCAGGG
Molecule: messenger RNA, 2256 nt
Organism: Cuscuta campestris
Lineage: Eukaryota; Viridiplantae; Streptophyta; Magnoliopsida; Solanales; Convolvulaceae
Source: the annotation of a GenBank genome assembly